AUGCGCAACUUGAAAAACGUGCGCCUCGCAGAGGUGCAGCUUCAGGAUGGGCUUCCUCUCACGGCGACAGCUUGGGAUACAGCUUCUGAUGCUGUUAUCUGCACAUUUGGCCCUACGCCCACGAACGCAGUCAUCGAGCUCCGGAGAAAGUGCGUGGAUGCGUAUUUCUCGGAUCCCGUGAGCCCAGAAAUCUUCGACACUAUCGCAUCUUGGGAUGCACCAUGUCCCCUGCCACAUCUUGAAUGUGAUCGGGUUCUUUCUCUGCACUACUUUUCGGACACUCUCACAGCGUGUCUUGUCCUGGAAGGAGGUGACAUUGUCAUUGUCCGUGAAGAGCCUCUCCCUGGCGAGGAUAAGAUCGAGAUUGUGGGCUCGGUCGACGUCGGCAUUACAGCUGCCGCAUGGUCCCCUGAUGAAGAGCUACUGGCUCUGACUACUGCGGCCAAUACAUUCCUGUAUAUGACUAGAGAGUUUGAGAACGUUGCCGAGAUCACCUUCACCCCAGAUGACCUCAAAGCGUCCCAGCACGUCUCCGUGGGCUGGGGAAAGCGUGAGACUCAGUUCCAGGGAAAAAGAGCCAAGGCCAUGCGAGACCCAACUGUCCCGGAGAAGGUGGACGAGGGAAAACUCAGCGGCAAUGAUGACGGCAGAACCACUAUUACUUGGCGAGGAGACGGCGCUUUCGUUGCGGUCAAUAGCAUCGUUGAAGGUAUCCGCCGUGCAAUUAGGGUCUAUUCCCGCGAGGGUACUCUGGACAGUGUUAGUGAGCCAGUUGAUGGCCUAGAGGGAGCGCUCAGUUGGAGACCCUAUGGCAACCUCAUUGCUGGUAUCCAGAGGCUGGAUGACCGGAUUGAUGUGGUCUUCUUUGAAAGGAACGGUUUGCGCCACGGCCAAUUCACUCUCCGUCUGGCUGAAGAAGAGCGAUCUACGUGGGCGUCAAACAUAUACUUGAGCUGGAACGUUGAUUCAACAGUUCUCGCGGUUCAAUUCAAGGACAGGAUACAAUUCUGGACCUCGGGUAACUACCACUACUAUUUGAAGCAGGAAAUCCCCAUCGUUACAAGCCCUGAGAGCCGGGUUGCCUACAAAUGGCACAACGAGAAAGCUCUGCGUUUCGUUGCUGGAGCCUCUGAAUCGAUUUUGGACGGGGAAUUUGUUUUUGAAGUCUCUCAUGGCUCAACCACAAUUCCUAAUGAUGUUGGAGCUGUUGCGGUCAUUGAUGGAAAAACCCUAAGAUUGACGCCUCUGAGACUAUCCGGCGUGCCGCCCCCUAUGGCCCACAAUGAGCUACAUCUUGAUGCAAACGCCAUUGAUGUAGCCUUUAGCAAGUCAGGGACAAGAAUCGCUGUCCUCACAAACGACCACUUCUCCGUCUAUUUAUGGUCUCUUAAAUCUAGGCCGGUGCCUGCUCCCAUCCUGGAGUCAAGCUAUCCGUUGUCUGAUGAGAAGGACAGCCGUCCUCGUCAGAUAACCUUCAUUAACGACAAUGAAGUCUACAUUCUGCGCAGCAGAGGGCCGAACAACACUUGUAUCGAGCGGACCACGUUAGAGACACGGGAGACCAAGGUCGUUUACGAAGCAGCAGACUCUGAACAUCUGGUUUCCAUGUUUUCCAGCCUAGGACAUGAAGCUCUCUGGUUCUCUCACGUUCCUCAACCUGGACAGUUGAUAACCUACUCUAACAUCACAAUGCCAUCAUCCGAUGAGUUCCACGUCACGCCCUGGACUCAAACUCCUGCCGUUGACACAUACUGGGCCGAGAGCGCUCAAAUAUUUGAAUAUGAACACGUAUUGGUGUCCUUGUCGAGGACCGGAAGUCUCUAUGCGAAUAAGACGCUGCUUGCGAAGAACUGCACGUCCUUCCUUGUUACCUCUUCCCAUGUCAUAUUCACAACUUCUUUGCAUUUGCUCAAAUUUGUUCAUCUCCGCCGUGCUGAAGACAUGGAGGUCCCUCCCGACACCCCAGAGACGGACGAACGUUGCAGAAGCAUUGAACGUGGGUCACGCCUAGUCACCGUAAUGCCAUCCACAUUCUCGGUCAUUCUGCAAGCUCCCCGGGGUAACAUUGAGACGAUCUACCCAAGAGCCCUCGUGCUAGCGGGUAUCCGGUCUUUUAUUGAUCGGAAAGACUACCGCUCUGCAUUCCUCACCUGUCGCAGCCAGAUGGUGGAUAUGAACAUUAUCCACGACUACGCUCCUGAGCAGUUCAUGGAAAGUAUCACGUUGUUCGUGGACCAGGUCAAAAGGGUUGACUUUGUCGACGAGUUCCUUUCCCGCUUGAAAGAAGAAGAUGUCUCACAGACGCUCUACAAGGACACCCUAAAAGCACUGGACGUGGAAGCUGCACCAGAAAGCGGUCUCGCCAUGACAGCAAAGAAAAGCAACAAGGUCAACCGGAUUUGCGAUGGCUUCCUGGCCGCUCUGGAGAAGCGAUCGGAUACUAACCUACACAACCUCAUCACUGCGCAUGUUUGCAAGUUGCCACCGGACCUUGAAUCCGGUCUCCGACUAGUAGCACGCUUGAAAGAGGAGAGUUCUGAACAAGCAGAGGAUGCUGUGGAACAUAUGUGCUUCCUGACGGAUGCCAAUAGGCUCUAUGACAGUGCACUGGGUCUCUACGAUCUAGAGCUUACACUGCUCGUAGCCCAACAAGCUCAGAGGGACCCCCGCGAAUAUCUCCCAUUCCUGCGGAAGCUCCAGCAGCUCCCAGAUCUGCGUCGAUACUUUGAAAUCGACAACUACUUAGGCAGAUGGGCAAAGGCCCUCGGACACCUCCACGGAGUAGGCGCACACGACGAACUCCGGGAAUACGUGGUCAAGCACGUUCUGUACAAAGACGCCAUCGACAUUUACAAAUACCAGCCUGAUCAACUGCGCGACGUCACCCACCUCUACGCAAAACAUCUCUACGAGGAAUCCCAGUACAAGGAUGCAGGAAUUGCCUACGAAUCUCUCUCCCUCUACACAGACGCCUACAAAUGCUACCAGCUCGCCCAUCUCUGGCGCGAAUCUCUUUACACCGCAAUGCUGGUCCCUCUACCCCCAGCCGAGCUAACAACACACGCCACCGACCUCGCCACGACCCUAGUCGAAGAAGACAAAGACUACCUCUCCGCCUCGCAAAUCCACGCCGAACACCUCCACGAUAUCCCUACCGCCGCCCGCCUCCUCUGUCGCGGCUCGCGAUUUUCCGAUGCAUCGCGCCUCCUCACCCUGCACGGCGUGCAAUCCCUCGUCCCUGAAAUCGUGGACGCUGCACUCGCGGAUGCCAUGGGCUCAAUGACCGACCUCCUCGCCGACUUCCGCUCCCAGCUACAGGCGCAGGUCCCUCGCAUCGCGGAACUGCGUGUGCGCCGUAUCCACGACCCACUGGCUUACUUCGGCGGUGACCCCACUAUGGCCGAUGGUGGCGCAGGUGUGGAAAUUCCCGAUAACGUCUCGCUAGCAGCAACAGAUGCCUCGACUCUCGCUGGUAAGAGUAUGUUUACGCGGUACACGGGCAAGACAUCGUCUGGUAAAACGACGUCCUCGCGCCAGAGUUCGCGAAACCGCCGUAAGGAAGAGCGUAAGCGUGCUCGUGGGAAGAAGGGAACUGUUUAUGAGGAGGAGUAUCUGGUCAACAGUGUGCGCCGACUCAUCGAGCGUGUUGGCGCGACGGUCUCGGAGGUGGAUAAUCUGGUUGAUGCGUUACUGCGCAGGGGCAUGAGGGAGCGCGCUGCGGCGAUUGAGAAGGCUAUGAGUGAUGUGCUGAAGCUUUGUGAGGAGAGUCAGGAGGAGGUUUUUGCUGCCCAGCAACAGCAGCAACAGCAGGAGCAAGAGGGGGAGCAGGCUGCUGAUGUUGAGAACUUUGUGAACGGUCCUGUGGAUGUUCCGAUGCCGCAGGGUGGGCAGAGGGUAUUCUGGGAGAGCAUUGUGUCGACCAUGGGUGUUGGGAAGGGACAGGAGCCGCCGAAAAUUAAACAGAUGAAGAAGUCGGCGUUGUUGAAUUAA
Messenger RNA from Aspergillus mulundensis, 3990 nucleotides. RefSeq names its product Elongator subunit IKI3. NCBI's taxonomy places the organism in Eukaryota, Fungi, Ascomycota, Eurotiomycetes, Eurotiales, Aspergillaceae. The coding region runs from base 1 to 3990 and encodes 1329 amino acids. Gene Ontology annotation, molecular function: tRNA binding. Gene Ontology annotation, biological process: tRNA wobble base 5-methoxycarbonylmethyl-2-thiouridinylation. Gene Ontology annotation, cellular component: cytosol; elongator holoenzyme complex. The transcript has 9 exons. The record is from RefSeq and is a predicted model, not a curated record.